Molecule: messenger RNA, 1706 nt
Organism: Phanerochaete carnosa HHB-10118-sp
Lineage: Eukaryota; Fungi; Basidiomycota; Agaricomycetes; Polyporales; Phanerochaetaceae
Exons: 14
Coding region: 200-1498 (432 amino acids)
Molecular function (GO): monooxygenase activity; iron ion binding; oxidoreductase activity, acting on paired donors, with incorporation or reduction of molecular oxygen
Source: RefSeq, a predicted model, not a curated record
CGUUGUGAUAUACUUUAUCCUAAGGAAGCAGCACCGUUUUCCUCCUGGCCCGAAGGGACUGCCAAUCUUGGGGAACGUGUUGGAUGUGCCUCGCGAUGGGCGUGGGUGGUUGACAUACCAGCGAUGGGGUCGUGAAUAUAACUCGGACAUUAUUUAUCUGCGCCUUUUGGGUGGCUCUGUCGUAGUUCUCAACUCAGCCAUGGCCGCGGUGGAUCUGCUUGAGAAGCGAUCUUCCUUUUAUUCCGACAGACAGCACCUAGUCGUGGUUCAUGACUUUGUCGGCGGAGAUAGGGCUUUUGCGUUCUUGGGAUAUGGUGACGACUGGCGAGAACACCGUCGUAUCUUCCACCAGCAUUACCACGGUCAAGUAGUCGAGAAUUACCAUCCUAGAAUGGCCAAAGAAGCCAGAAAGCUUACCAUUCGCCUUCUUACAACUCACGACUUCAUGCAGAGUCUUCGCGUCUUCGCGGGCGCGAUUAUACUUGGUAUCACGUUUGGCAUGGAGAUUCAAGAUCACAACAAUCUAUAUGUGCUCUUAGCUGAGAAAGCUAUAAAUCGUUUACUGGUGGCAGCCACGCCAGGGUCGUACAUGGUCGACUCUAUACCACUGAUGCGGUACAUACCGUCGUGGGCUCCGGGCGGGCAAUUCAAGCAUGAGGCGGCGGACUUAAACGAGCAUUUAACAUUAAUGUUUGAGCAGCCAAUCGAGUUUGUCAAAAAGGCUUUGCUUCAAGGAAUCGCAGAGCCUUGCGUUGCUGCAACCCUUCUGGGAAAUAUGGACGACAAGGAGGACUUGGAGAAGUCAAAGCGCGAACGCGUUAUUCAAAAUGUCACAGGAGUGGCCUACCUAGGGGGUGCGGAUAGCACUGCUUCUGCUCUUGGGACUUUCAUACUCGCCAUGGUCAUGAAUCCCGCCGUGCAGUCUACUGCUCAAGAACAGAUCGACCGUGUCGUUGGAAGUGCCUGUCUUCCGGACUUCACUUACCGCGACAGCUUGCCUUACGUCGCGGCCAUUAUGUACGAAGUCCUGAGGUGGCGUCCUGUAGCUCCGCUCGGGAUAGCGCAUCGCGUGAUGGUUGAUGAUGAAUAUAAUGGCUAUCAUAUCCCAGCAGGUGCUGCGGUGGUCAGCAACGCAUGGGCAAUCUUGCAUGAUCCAGCCCGCUUCCCGAGCCCGGACACUUUCGACCCCACGCGCUGGCUCACGCCGGACGGACAGCUCAGCAAAACGACGUUGGACGCCACCAAUAUGGCUGUGUUCGGCUUCGGUAGGCGCAUCUGUCCGGGAAAUGACUUCGCUAUGGCCUCCAUCUGGAUUGCCAUGGUGCACAUUCUAGCCAUAUACAACAUUGAGAAGCCUGUAGACGAUGCUGGAAAAGUCGUCGAACCGAGCGGAGAGUAUACAUCCGGAUUCGUAGUCCACCCUGUGCCUUUCGGUGCGGUCUUUAAGCCUCGAUCUGAGGCUGGUCGCAGCCUUAUUGAGUCUUUAAUCGACGAUUGAUGUACUUAUGUCAACAUUCCGAACCGAAGAGAGGAUCUCGGAGAUGUAGGAACAGUGCAUCGUAUAUGUACAUACAUGCCAUGAGAGGUUUAUCGCUGCUACCCAGAGCAGAAUCCUUAUCACUUCAAACCUCCCGUUUACGACAUCAUUCCUUACCCAUACAUGAACAUUCUGGACACUGCUCAGCUGAGACAAGCCGCGUCGGGUA